Lathyrus oleraceus (garden pea) is the source of this 688-nucleotide messenger RNA. RefSeq names its product V-type proton ATPase subunit e1. Gene Ontology annotation, molecular function: proton-transporting ATPase activity, rotational mechanism. Gene Ontology annotation, biological process: proton transmembrane transport. Bases 214 to 426 code for a protein of 70 amino acids. Gene Ontology annotation, cellular component: proton-transporting V-type ATPase, V0 domain. The transcript is spliced from 3 exons. The record is from RefSeq and is a predicted model, not a curated record. Lineage: Eukaryota; Viridiplantae; Streptophyta; Magnoliopsida; Fabales; Fabaceae.
GAUCUCUGCUUCAAGACUUCAGAGGUAACAAAUUUCUCAAUUUUUUUUUUCUUUUCAUAAUUAUCAUUUUCUGUUCCUAUUUUCCCUUUUUUCUCCGUUUCGGUAACCAUUUUUCGAUUGAAAAUCAUAUAUUCAAGUCGCAUCGUUUUUCGAUUUCUUCUUCAAUUUAGCAAUCCAUUUUCUCUGAUCGGAAUCUGGAAUCGACGAAUCGGAAUGGGUUUCUUGAUAACGACACUAAUCUUCGUGGUGGUUGGGUUCAUCGCGUGUCUCUGCACCAGAAUUUGCUGCAAUAGAGGACCUUCUGCUAAUCUAUUUCACUUAACUCUGGUUAUUACCGCAACAAUAUGCUGCUGGAUGAUGUGGGCGAUCGUAUAUCUGGCACAAAUGAAACCACUCAUAGUACCAAUACUAAGUGAAGGCGAAUAAGUUUUUGAACAAAUGUAGUUUCUUGUAUGUUAGAUAAUAUGGAUCUCAGAUUGGAUGCUGGAGAGAAUUUGAUAUCAGCUCUCAUGAGUCGUUGAUUAUUUCCUAAGGUUGGAUAUGUAUGUAUUUUUUUGUGUUGGAUAAUGGCAUAUCUGUUGUUGCCUGAUGUUGCUCGGUUAUUAUAGUUGUUGUAUUCAACCCUCAUUCAUUUCAGAUGUUGUUUCAAUUUCAAAACAUUAAUGAAAAAUAAAAAUGUUACACAUUA